This is a messenger RNA of Staurois parvus, 312 nucleotides long. The record is from the annotation of a GenBank genome assembly. NCBI's taxonomy places the organism in Eukaryota, Metazoa, Chordata, Amphibia, Anura, Ranidae.
AUGUGGAAAUGGAUACUGACAUAUAGUGCCCCAGGCUUGUCUCACCUGCCCCGCUCAUGGCUGCUCCUGUUCUUGGUCUAUUCGCUGUCUGUCACCUGCCAUGAGGUCGCCGGUGGUGGCAGCAGGGACUUACUGCGCUCCGCGGAGUUCUCCUCCAACUCUUCUUCAGGGAGGCACGUGCGGAGCUAUAACCACCUCCAAGGAGAUGUGCGCUGCAGGAAACUCUUUUCCUUCCAUAAAUACUUCCUCAAGAUCGAUGACAACGGCAGGGUUAGUGGCACCAAGAAGGAUGACUGCCCUUACAGUGAGUAG